AUGUCGGAGGCCUUCAGCAGCGCCGUCCGCCUCGGGGGCCUCGACGACUACCUCAGCCCCGCCCAGGAAUGUGUGCUGCCGCUGCUGCAGCAGAGCAGCAGCACGGAGAGCCCGAGGGGCAGCAGGGACGCAGCAGCAGCUGCCAGUGACCCUGCUGCUGCUGCUGCUGCUGCUGCUGCUGCGGGCGCGGUGGCGGCCCGGCCCCGCCGCCGCAGAGCCCAGCAGCGAACAGCAGCAGCAGCAGCAAGCGAAGAGGCCGCAGCAGCAAGUGGAGAGGCAGCAGCGGCAGGGAGAAAGGCAGCAGCAGCUCCGGACGCUUCGCAAGCUGCAGCGGGAGCAGCAGCAGGAGCAGCAGCAGCAGCUGCUGCUGCUGCAGACAGCUCUCCUCCCUUGCCCUCGGCCGCAACUGCUGCAGCCGGCGCAGCGGCUGCAGCCGCCGCAGCAGCAGGCGGCGCAGCAGCCCCCGCAGCAGCAGCAGCAGCAGCAGCAGCAGCAGCGCCGCGAGCUGCUGAGGGCCUCACCCGCGUGGGCAAAAUUUCUCUCUCGGACUGCCUCAGCUGCAGCGGCUGCUUAACUGCAGCAGAAGAUAUUCUUUUGAGGCAUCAGUCAGCAGAGCAGUUCUUGCUGCUGUCGCGCAGGGCCCCCUGGGGUGUACGUACCCCCCAGCCCGACGCAGCAGCAGCAGCAGCAGGUGCGGCAGGUGCAGCAGCAGACGCAGCAGCAGAUGCAGCAGGCGCCGCAGCAGAUGCAGCAGGCGCAGCAGUUGGCGCGGCAGCAGGUGCAGCAGCAGAUGCAGCAGCAGAUGCAGCAGCUGCAGCAGCAGGUGCAGCAGCAGUCCGUUGCUGCAGUGGCGCAGCACUUCGGCUGCUCCGCAGCAGCUGCUGCUGGGCGGCUGUCUUUUCUCUUUCGGCUGCUGGGCGCAGACUUUGUCUUCUCAGCAGCAGCAGCAGAAGCUUUGACUCUCUUGGAGGCCCACAAGGAGCUCGCUGGCAGACUCCGCAGCCACCAGGCCCUCCUGGAGAAACGCAGAGCAGCAGCAGCAGCAGCAGCAGCAGCAGGGGCUGCAGCAGAAGCUGCAGCAGGGGCUGCAGCAGAAGCUGCAGCAGGGGCUGCAGCGGGGGCUGCAGCAGCGCCAGCAGCAGCAGCAGGUGCUGCAGCAGAAGCUGCAGCAGAAGCUGCAGCAGGGGCUGCAGCGGGGGCUGCAGCAGCGGCAGCAGCAGCAGCAGCAGCACCAGCUGCAGCACCAGCAGCAGCAGCACCAGCAGCAGCAGCAGGAGCAGCAGCAGGAGCAGCAGCAGCUGGCCUGGAGCUGCUGCUGCCGAGCUCCGGGCCGCUGCCGCUGCUGACUUCGUUUUGCCCAGGCCUUGUGCUCUACGCAGAAAAGAGUCUGCAGCAGCAGCUGCUGCUGCUGCUGUCUCGAGUCCGCAGCGCGCAGCAAAUCCAGGGGCUGCUGUGCAAGUCGGCCUUCAGGGGGGCCCUGGAAGCAGCUUCCUUCGCGCUGGCCCUCAAGGCCUACGCCUGGCGCGGCGGCGCUGCUGCUGCUGCUGCUGCUGCUGCUGCUGCGCAGCAGCAGCAGCAGCAGCAGCAGCAGCGAGAAGGGCGGCGGCAGCGCGCGGCUGGGGAAGGCGGCAAAGGAUAUGCGAUGUGGCAGCUGCUGCGGCUGCUGCUGCGCAGGUCGCCCUACGGCUGCUACUUGGAAGACGCGACAGAAGGUGCAGCAGCAGCAGCAGCAGCAGCAGCAGCAGCGGGGGAUGGAGCAGCGGCUGCUGCGCCUGCAGCAGCAGCAGCAGCAGCAGCAGCAGGCGGGCUGAGGCCCGGGGACAUUCUGCACGUGUGCAUGAUGCCCUGCUUCGACAAGAAGCUGGAGGCGGCGCGGCCCGAGUUCCAGCGCUCCCAGCAGCAGCAGCAGCAGCAGCAGCAGCAGCAGCAGCAGCAGCAGGAGGGCGGAGACGCGUUUUGCUUCGCAGAGUCCAGCCUGGCCUUCGGCUGCUGCUGCAGCCCGUGGGCUGA
Eimeria necatrix is the source of this 2010-nucleotide messenger RNA. RefSeq names its product iron only hydrogenase large subunit, C-terminal domain-containing protein, putative. The transcript has 2 exons. The record is from RefSeq and is a predicted model, not a curated record. The coding region runs from base 1 to 2010 and encodes 669 amino acids. Lineage: Eukaryota; Apicomplexa; Conoidasida; Eucoccidiorida; Eimeriidae.